Messenger RNA from Culex quinquefasciatus (southern house mosquito), 1017 nucleotides. Its product is annotated as E3 ubiquitin-protein ligase sina. The record is from RefSeq and is a predicted model, not a curated record. NCBI's taxonomy places the organism in Eukaryota, Metazoa, Arthropoda, Insecta, Diptera, Culicidae. Gene Ontology annotation, cellular component: cytoplasm. Gene Ontology annotation, molecular function: ubiquitin protein ligase activity; zinc ion binding; ubiquitin conjugating enzyme binding. Gene Ontology annotation, biological process: multicellular organism development; proteasome-mediated ubiquitin-dependent protein catabolic process. The transcript has 4 exons. Bases 25 to 771 code for a protein of 248 amino acids.
AAAAGUGAUCAGUAAUUGUCGAAGAUGUCCCGUAGGCUGGCCAAACUGCGCGCCAAAGCAAAGGAAAAUUGGCCUGAUGAUGACCAGCAGAUGCAUCAGCAGUGGACAGUUAAAGUGGAAAAGGCGAUCCCAGGAUCCGUGAAGCGCGUCGGCGUCAGCAUGCCACCCAUCGCGCAAACCAAGUCCCCCUGCCCGAACAGAUUGCGCGGAUGCACGUGGACGUUCACGCCGUCGGAUAUGCCACUGCACGUGACGGAGUGCAAGUUCCGGUCGUACGGCUGCAUCGGCUCCCAACUGAAUGUUUUUCGGUGCGACUGGACCGGAAUGCAACACCAGAUCGAGGAUCACCUGGUGAACGAUCACGAAAUGGGCGAGUUGCUGAGUUACAACCAGUGCUACUGGAUCGUGUUCUCGGAGGUCACUCCGUUGAGCGGGGUCAAGCUGGUGGACGCGUUCAACAGGCGCUUCCUGUUCUAUACCGUGUCCAACGUGACCCUCGGGAUGGUGUACUUUGUGCUGAUCUGCUUUGGGCGGCGCAUCGAGGCUCGCCAGUACUACUACGAGUUUGAGAUUCGACCACAAGAGGGCGACGGCGUGCGGCGGAUCAAAUUCACCGAGUACUGCGUGUCGGAUUGCGAAGAUUUGGGCAAGGUUAUGGCGGAGGAGCGGUGCGCGGCCGUUUCGUUCGGCAAGUUGAAGCGUUUCGUGCACGAUGGCAUCGUUCCGUUUCGAUUUAUUGUUAAGCGAGUGGAGAAGAGGAAUGAGUUUUAGACGAGGGUUUAGUUUAUGAUCGGAGUCAGACAAAACAACAAAUCUAGGGCAGAAAUGCAGAGGAGUAGAAGAAACAAUCGUUUCAUUUAUACACAUCUUCGCCACUGUACGAUACGAUAUCGUAAACAUUGAUUUAUAUGACACGUGCUUAAAUGUAGAUCUGUAGAACAAAAGUUGCUUCAUGGGUUGAACCAUUUGCUAUAAUAUGUAUCUUGGAGCACACAUAUACGAUCUGACCUGAACAAU